AAAGCCAUUUUCCUCCGGCCGACUCUGUCGCUUCUCUCUAGGGUUUGUUUCCCAGUCCUUGCGCCUGUCGAUUUCGUUUGUUUGAGUGUCCGAUCGUUAUUCUCAAUGGCAACAGAAACCAAACCCGCUGCCUCUGAGGAUCCUAAGGUCGAUCUGUUCGACGACGACGAUGAGUUCGAAGAAUUCGAGAUCGGCGAAGAAUGGGAUGAUGAGAAAGAAGAAGGCAAAGAAGUCGUGCAACAGUGGGAGGAUGAUUGGGAUGAUGACGACGUGAAUGAUGACUUCUCUCUGCAACUUAAGAAAGAGCUCGAAAGCAACUCUAGCAAGAGUUGAAUUUAAGUUGCCCCCACCCUGUUUUCUAUUUUGAUGCAAGUAACCAUUGUUUGUUCCCACGUUAAAGUUUCAACUUGUGAAAUCUAGACUUCUGGUAAUUUCAGAUUUGGAUGUUUAAUGUGUAAAUCGGCCAGGUGCUUGAUCCAAAACGCUUUCUGAUUUGCAACAAAAGUUCAGUUUGGUACACUA
Messenger RNA from Zingiber officinale, 522 nucleotides. Its product is annotated as protein DELETION OF SUV3 SUPPRESSOR 1(I)-like. Gene Ontology annotation, cellular component: proteasome complex; proteasome regulatory particle, lid subcomplex. The record is from RefSeq and is a predicted model, not a curated record. Gene Ontology annotation, biological process: mRNA export from nucleus; proteasome assembly; double-strand break repair via homologous recombination. The transcript is spliced from 2 exons. Bases 106 to 333 code for a protein of 75 amino acids. Lineage: Eukaryota; Viridiplantae; Streptophyta; Magnoliopsida; Zingiberales; Zingiberaceae.